UGAAAUUUGGGACCAUCUAUAUUUUUGACUACUAAAAUUAUUAUCGUGGAAUAAAUGUAUCCUAUUUCAUUAACGUAGGUAAAAUGGUUUAUGUGAUGAAGCAUCCAGUACCAAGCCAUGAUUCGGAACUUGGUGGAGCUGUACGAGGUGGAGCUGGGGAAGGCAAAGUUCAAUAUGGAGGUAUACAGAACGUGCCUACUGCCUUAGAACCACUAAAACGUUACCAUCAUUCGUUAGGCGUUCGGCGCUCUCGUCGACGCUCUCGUUCAUCUCCCGUGCGGCUGCGAUGCAAAACAUACAAGGACGCAGAAAAAAUUGGCGACGAGAGUCCGUUACGCAGGCGCAGUCCCUCAGCCUCACCUUCCACUCACCAGGGGGCGGAAGCUACGCUGCAAGACUUUUGGAGUCCGUUAUCAUCCCCACCACCACUGGUAAUGCCACCUCCCAGUCUUGCAUUCACCACUACGCUUUCCUAUUUCUCGUCCGCCCCACCGACUCAGCCCGUGUCGCUGGUUGCAUUACCACCCACUCGUCAAGUUGCCUGCCGCUCGCGCUCUAAGGAACAUUCCGCCCGCCCUACGAAAAAGCGCUCGCGCUCUGCUCGUCGUGCAGCUAGAUACGUGUUGCGAACGUUAAUGAAAUCACUAGCAUUACAUUCAGCGCACGUCUCACUUUCGCAUGACAAACUUAAAGACGACGUUCCGGAUGCUGAUGUUGGUGUAGAAAGCGCACUAGGCCAAAACAAUGAAGUGAGCCAAAAACUUGAAGAUGAAGAAGCAUUGUUAGUUCAUCAUUGAACAUUUUUAAUGAAUUAAAUCGUUACUUUGCUUAUAAACUGUAUGGUUUCAGGUCUGAUGUAGAUAAUAAAAAACAGUCGGCAGAUAAAGAAGAAAAGAACGUCUGCGCGCGAUGCAGUAGGUGUGCAGGUGAGCUGAAUGCCACACAAUUGCGGCUGUUGCUGCGGCACCUCCGCCAGCUAGCACAUAUCGACCGGCUGCACAGAGCUCUACGUCGGGCAGCACGAUAAACUUAAUCAUACCGCCUCGCUGUAGUUGUCGACAAAGAUCUUAAGCGCUGGGUAAUACCGCUUAACUGUGUCGCAAAAUAUUUAUCAGCCCAAGGCGGCGCUCAACAUCUUUGACGAUAAGUUCUUAAAAAACUAUAUU
Pieris napi is the source of this 1166-nucleotide messenger RNA. RefSeq lists its product as uncharacterized. The record is from RefSeq and is a predicted model, not a curated record. Bases 84 to 797 code for a protein of 237 amino acids. The transcript has 7 exons. Lineage: Eukaryota; Metazoa; Arthropoda; Insecta; Lepidoptera; Pieridae.